UGAAGGAAGCGCCGUGCCUGCCUCCUGUGUGUGUGUGUGUGUGUGUGUGUGUGCGUGGUUGGCUGGAGGAGUUACCACGAAGCUCCUGCAGACAGACAUUUUCUGAUCCACCGUGCUUCCCAUAAUCUGUCAGAUUAAACCAGCCCUCUGGGUGAGACAGACCACUUUUGCGCUCCUGCAUCUCAAGCCUCCUCGGGCGCCUAAACAUCACCAUUUUCUCUGCUUCUUUCAGUCAUUAUUUAUUGAAAUCCUCAACCAACGCCGAUUUUUCUUCCCUCUUCUUCGUCAGCCGGACCCGCCUGCCGCGGAGAAAGGCGAAUUUCUGCGUCUCCGGCUGACAAUUUCACGCAAAUUUGCCGGCUGGCGGAAAGGGUCAACUACCUGUUAGCUUCUCUCCAGACUGCGGGAUUAUGCGGGCUCUGCUGCGCAUCUGACACCCAGGCAAAGGGACUGAGUGUCGCUUCAUUUUCAUUUAGCGUAUUUGAAAUGCUGCAUACCUACUGACCUACUUUGUCCAAGUUGGGGGUAAAACCAACGCAGGAGAGGAAGCGGCGCAGGUUCUUUUCAUAAGAAGAUGGAGAUGAUGUGGAAACAGUGGUGACCCUGUGGGGAAACUUCCAGUAAAACGCAGGAGAGUUAAGGAGGGGAAAGGAAGAACAGACCGCGUGCUGAAGAGCCAGAGGGGUGCGUGAGUGUGCGCGGAGACAGAGAAGGUUAUGACCGCGUCUCCUCACCUGGACCUCGGGCUGCUGCUGCUGCUGCUGCUGCUGGCCUGCUGGCAAACACCGGGGAUGGUCGGAGCAACUGUGCCAGCAGCCCCGGUGAAUGUAUCGGUGACCCAGCUGAGGGCACAUUCGGCCAUGGUGACAUGGAACGUCCCUCAGGGAGACACUGUCAUUGGAUACGCCAUCUCACAGCAGAGGCAGGACGGCCUAAUGCAGCGCUCCAUCCGAGAGGUGAACACGUCCAGCCGCUGGUGUGUGCUGUGGGACCUGGACGAGGACACACACUACAGCGUCCAGGUGCAGUCUGUUGGGCCGCAUGGUGACAGCCAACCCAGCCGCGCCGUCCACUUCAGGACUCUGGAGAGGAGUGACCAUUAUCCAGCCGGAGUCCUGGACCACCAUGAACCAGCGAUGGAAGGUCUGGGCAUGACUCCUCACUUACAGACAGGAGAGCUCCUCAUUAUCACCACUGUGCUGCUGCUGUGGGCAGCUGUCAUCGCCCUCUUCUGCCGACAGUAUGACAUCAUAAAAGACAACGACUCCAACAGCACCAAGGACAAAACCAAGAGGCCGCUGGUCCGCGCCACUUCCUCCUACUACAACACUUCAGCCGGCAGCUCACCCAUCUACCACAACGGAGCCGUACGCAGCAGCAGGCUUCACAGAGCCUCCUCCUCCAUCAGCAUUAUUAGAGUCUAGUGAGUUUGGAUGUUUGGUUUUGGGACUCGGCAGCAGCUUACAGUGCGGGACGAGUGGAGCUGAUGAUGUGCAACAGCAAGUGACAUAUGCCUGAGGAACUUUCAAUGGGAUUAUUGUGACAAAUGGGGAAUUUAUAGACCUAGUUGAGAGUCUAAUUUAUUGUAAAAUAUGGGCAAAAGAAGAAGCACUUCAUGCAAAUCUAAUUGAAACGAAAUUGAGGAGUUACACUGUGGAAGAAGUAGAUGACUACUGCUCCCUAGUGGCAGAAGACUGCAGCAUACAGAUGCACAGCGGCCUCUUGCAGUUUUUUGAGCUUUCAGUGAGCUGAUAUGAAAUCAUGUGAAUGUAGAAGAGUUCUGCGGAACAGAACGCAUUUUGAACUGCGGCCAAAGUCAUUCUCCUGUCUUUUAUUUCAGUUCCUCUUCUCUCUGAUGUCAGAGACUAAUUGUGAACAUUUGCCAGCAUGUCAGCCAACUGUUGUGCCAAGUCCUGUCAUUUCAAAAGGUCUGUGUGUCAAGAGGAUGUUGCUUUUAUGUUGGUUUCCAGGGCGUUUUAUUGAUAUUUGCUACAAAACUAAAUGACAACCUCCUUUAGUGACUACAGAAUCAAAACUUUUGGUUUAACAUUAAGACCUGUGUGUGUGUGUGUGUGUGUGUGUGUGUGUGUGUGUGUGUGUGUGUGUGUGUGUGUGUGUGUGUGUGUGUGUGUGUGUGUGCGCGUGGGUGCAUAAUAAAAUGUAGAGUACUAACUACUGUACGAAAUUAAAAGAGUAUAUUAUAAGGAAUUAGAAUAUGUACAUAGGUCAAUUUAAAAGAAUUAGCAAAUUCAGUGUAAUUCAAACAAAUAUUUGAAUGUAUGAGAUGAUGGUGUUGAAUUUACACUGUAAACUUUCAUCAAUUUGAUUAAAUCAACUCGUAAUUUUACCAUGAAGUUAAUCAAAUUUUUGUUUAUCACUUUCAGAACCAUUUCAGAACUUGAGUUAAAGUCUCAAAUUGAUGACUGAAUGACCAACUGAUUGUUUGCUUAACCCAUCAAAUUAAGUUGUUCAAUUCCCGCUGUAUUUGAGUUCAGAGUCUCCAUAAAUCAAGCCUGUUGAAAUUCUUUCAACAUAACUGAAGGCUUCAUUAGCUCAAACUGUAAAACAGCCUGUUUUAUGUUGAAAUAAUAACAGUUUAACUUAAAUCACUGCAGCUAUCCACGCUGGCAUGGUAUUUUUGGACUGUACAUCACAUAAAAAUACAAGUGUAAUAGCAAUUUAACCAGAUUAUAAAAAUUAAAGCUGCUAUAACAGUAACAUUUAUUCACGUAAAACAAAAAGUGGGGCUACAACACAAGAGAUCCAUCUCUCAUACACACUUUAUAUACCGGCCAUUCCUGUUUCUUGUCCUGUCAAACUCAGUUUGACAAAAUUAGCAGUGUUGCUGGUAGAUGUCACAAUUAACUAAUUUAAAUGUUGUAAUAAACUGGAAAGACAUUAUAUAUUACCAGAAUUCUUGGUGUUUAGGAUCAGGUUAACUGAAACUUCCAUGUUAAAUCUAAGCAAACAAGCAUAUCUGCUGCUUUAGUUCUUUCAGCCAAUGCAGUUACACACACAGGGAUAUCCUAAAACUGCAACAAUCAAUACUUCCUGAGUGAGAUGUCUUUUCCGCCCCCUCACACAAGUUCAACUCACAAACAAGAAGCAAAUGCAGCCCUAUUUUCAUUUUGUACUUACUAGGUACAAAAAGCUUUGCAACAACUCUCCUCUCAUGAGAUUUCAGAGCGAGAAUUGAGCGAGACCCUAAUUUACUGGUUAAAAACAAAGGGUGUCACCGGGAAUCAGAUAGGGAUCAUUUCCAUGAUGUUGUCAGACUCCUGGUAUCACAGUCUGAGUCUGUUGGUGGCAAAAAGACACUUUUUGUGGACAUAAUUUUGACCAGCGCAAUUUCCCUGAAAGAAUCUACAAGUUAUUUCGACACCCAGGGCCCAGGUCUACAAAUACCUACAUUAUUCUUUAAGAGGUAGGAUGUUUCUCAUAUAUAUGAUAUGAUUUAUGGGUCAUGAGGUUAUUAUCACUGACAGCUGUUUCUUGAAUGUACUACAGUUAUACCAUACCACUAUAGUGAAGAAAAAAACGUUGAUAUUUACAAACUACCAGUGCAAAUCUGCUGCAGAAUGGAUUAACUAAGUGUAUUUAAUGUACAAUGUUGACCUUCAAGUUGUUCAACAGUGAGGUUCUGUGAUUUUGAUUCAUUGCUCACCUUUCAGACCUGUGUGUCUCUGGUGUGAAGAAAAAUAUUGUUUUUCUCUUGCUCAAGUUUUUUGUAGUUUAUACAAGUCGGGUACCUAACUCAUGUAUUUAGAAAUGCAAAGUACAUUAAGCUACACUAUAUUUGUUAUCUCUAAUGUCAUAAUCAACCAGUUUGGGUAUAUCUUGGAGGAGUAUGUCUUGCCAUAUAAUCGCACAAAACAUCAGUAUCAAGAUAAUGGGUAAAAGUCAUAAAGAGAUCUUCAUUGUUAUUGUGCCAGUGGUGGGAAAAUAUGAGUUACAAUGUCAGGACUUUUUUCCACUGUCACACAUUUGUUAUUGUUGUGUGUUGCUUCAGUUUGGAUGGUAAUUCGAAACUAAGCAAAGAUAUUAAGUGAUUAUCAUUUCUGACUCGCUGUAUUCUCCAGGUUCAAUAAAAACUCAAAUACUGUUGUAGUAGUAGUAUCACCAGCCACCAUUGCAAUAAGAAACUGCACUGUCUGUCACACUGUCAAUAGGACAGUGCACCUUGUGUGUUAUCAAUAACACCUAUGAUACUGGACAUCAGAGUUUUUAGCAGUGUUGUUUCUGUCAAGGUGUGGUUUGGACAACAGAUGGCGCCUGAACUCCAUCAGAUGCAGGCUGUGUGCUGCAAGGAGAUAAUAUAUAGAAAACAUGGAUUGUGUUCAUUUGAAAGUCAAGAAAAUGUGUCAGCGGAAUUUAAGAGGUUAAAUUGUAGUUGAGAUGUUGCAUAUCUUGAAGGGAAAAUACACUUAUUCCCUCCCUUUAGGGUUUUUGUGCAAUGCAAGCAGGAAGUAGCUAUAGUAUUGCAAUGGUAUCAUUGAGGUAGCUGUGGGCUACAACUUGAACCAAGUUUAUUUUAGACUAUUUGUAUACAUUGUGGAGAAUUGGCACCAUUAAAAGUGCGCCAAAUAAGCUAUUAUCACUUCCAGUUUGCAGUGCACCCAUGUAUGUAGAGACAACUUUCACUGGAUUACUUUGAAACUGAA
Messenger RNA from Micropterus salmoides (largemouth bass), 4661 nucleotides. Its product is annotated as fibronectin type III domain-containing protein 5-like. Lineage: Eukaryota; Metazoa; Chordata; Actinopteri; Centrarchiformes; Centrarchidae. The transcript is spliced from 7 exons. The record is from RefSeq and is a predicted model, not a curated record. Bases 717 to 1424 code for a protein of 235 amino acids. Gene Ontology annotation, molecular function: protein binding.